GGGGUGGGAGGGAGGAAGGCGGCGGGCGCGGGGAGGCGGAGGGCGGGCAGGAAGGGGGGCCGGAGUGUCCCGGGCGCAGGGCGCGCGUGCGGCGGCGGCGGCGGGGAGGGGCCGGCCGCGCCGCGCUCCCCUCCUCCCUGCUCGCAUCCCCGGCCCCGCGCGCGCCCAGCACCGGCGGGGCUGUGUGUGCGUGCGUGCGAGUGAGUGAGUGUGCGCCUAUUUUUUUUCCUCUCUUUUCUUUCUCUCUCACUGUUUUUUUCUCUCUCUCUCUCUCUGCCUCUCGCGCUCCCUCGCUCUCGCUUUUUUUUUUUUUUUGCAAAGAAACAGCAGCGCCGCCGCCGCUCCGCCGAGGCGCUGCGCCCCCCGGGGGGGGGGGAGGCGGAGGAGGCGGGCAGCGGCGGAGGGAGGGGAGCCGGGGAGGGGGGCGCCGCGCUGGGAGGGAGGCAGCGCGCACCGUGCAGCCGGGCCGGGCGGGAGGCAUGGCGGGGCCCCCGGCCCUACCCCCGCCGGAGACGGCUGCGGCCGCCACCACGGCGGCCGCCGCCUCGUCGUCCGCUGCUUCCCCGCACUACCAAGAGUGGAUCCUGGACACCAUCGACUCGCUGCGCUCGCGCAAGGCGCGGCCGGACCUGGAGCGCAUCUGCCGGAUGGUGCGGCGGCGGCACGGCCCGGAGCCCGAGCGCACGCGCGCCGAGCUCGAGAAACUGAUCCAGCAGCGCGCCGUGCUCCGGGUCAGCUACAAGGGGAGCAUCUCGUACCGCAACGCGGCGCGCGUCCAGCCGCCCCGGCGCGGAGCCACCCCGCCGGCCCCGCCGCGCGCCCCCCGCGGGGGCCCCGCCGCCGCCGCCGCGCCGCCGCCCACGCCCGCCCCGCCGCCGCCGCCCGCGCCCGUCGCCGCCGCCGCCGCCCCGGCCCGGGCGCCCCGCGCGGCCGCCGCCGCCGCCGCCGCCACAGCGCCCCCCUCGCCCGGCCCCGCGCAGCCGGGCCCCCGCGCGCAGCGGGCCGCGCCCCUGGCCGCGCCGCCGCCCGCGCCCGCCGCCCCGCCGCCCGCGGCGACCCCGGCCGGCCCGCGCCGCGCCCCCGCGCCCGCCGCCGCCGCCCGGGAGCCGCCGCCGCCGCUGCCGCCACCGGCGCCGGCGCCGCCACAGCAGCCGCCGCCGCCGCCGCAGCAGCCGCCGCCGCCGCCGGAGGGGGGCGCGGUGCGGGCCGGCGGCCCGGCGCGGCCCGUGAGCCUGCGGGAAGUCGUGCGCUACCUCGGGGGCAGCGGCGGCGCGGGCGGCCGCCUGACCCGCGGCCGCGUGCAGGGGCUGCUGGAGGAGGAGGCGGCGGCGCGGAGCCGCCCGGAGCGCACCCGCCUCGGAGCGCUCGCGCCGCCCCGCGGGGACAGGCCCGGACGGGCGCCCCCGGCCGCCAGCGCCCGCGCGGCGCGGAGCAAGAGAGGCGAAGAGCCGGUGCUCGAGAAAGACGACGACGACGACGACGACGAGGAGGAAGACGACGAGGACGAUGUGUCCGAGGCCUCCGAGGUGCCCGAGAGUGACCGCCCCGCGGGGGCGCCGCCGCACCACCAACUUAACGGCGAGCCCGACCUGCAGAACGCCAAGGAGCGGGUCAAGGAGUGGACGCCCGCUGGCCCCCACCAGGGCCCAGAGCAGGGGCGCGGACCCGCGCCGGGCACCCGCCAGAUCUUCUCCAUGGCCACCAUGAGCAAGGACGGGGGCUCGGGCUGCGCCACCCCUGGACCUGACUGUCCCUCCCCCGUGCCUUUGCCCCCGGGAAAACCAGCCCUCCCUGGGGCCGACGGGAUCCCCUAUGGCUGCACUUCUGGCCGCAAGGAGAAGCCGGCUGAUCCUGUGGAGUGGACGGUCAUGGACGUGGUGGAGUACUUCACCGAGGCCGGCUUCCCUGAGCAGGCAACAGCUUUUCAAGAGCAGGAAAUCGACGGCAAAUCUCUGCUGCUCAUGCAACGCACCGACGUGCUGACUGGCCUGUCCAUCCGCCUGGGCCCUGCCCUGAAAAUCUACGAGCACCACAUCAAGGUGCUCCAGCAAGGCCAUUUUGAAGACGAUGACCCUGACGGCUUUCUUGGCUGAGCGCCCGGCGCACCCUGCCCCGCCCAUCCCUCCCGGCCCCUGUCCACUCCCAGCCCCGCCCCCCUGCGCCCAGUCCAGACACUGGACAGGGCCACACCCUUGGCCCUCAUGACAGUUUCUAAGGAGGGGGCACCCCAGUCCUCAUCUAGGGAUGAGACAGGGACAGGGGCUAUUAACUGGACCCCAGGAGGCCAGACCUGCCCCGCACCCCCUCCUCCCCCCAGCCCUGAACAUUUUUUUUUUUUGAGAAGAAAAAGUGGUGGGCCUCCCUUCUACCCGAGAUCCCUUUGAGUUCACCCAGAUGUUUCCUAUAUAAAUGUUUUGUUCAGCUGUUCUGUUCUUUGGGGUGGGCGGCCAUACCUUGCUGGCCCCCCCUGCCGUGGGGGUGGGGGUCCCUGUGUCUUUCUUCUCCCUCCCCCCUUUCUUUCUGUUGGUUGUUGCUCCAGCUGGCUGUAUUGCUUUUUAAUAUUGCACCGGAGGUUUUUUAAAUAAAGUUUUAAGAAAAAGAAAUGGG
Molecule: messenger RNA, 2607 nt
Organism: Sorex fumeus (smoky shrew)
Lineage: Eukaryota; Metazoa; Chordata; Mammalia; Eulipotyphla; Soricidae
Gene: SAMD1
Product: sterile alpha motif domain containing 1
Exons: 5
Coding region: 480-2093 (537 amino acids)
Molecular function (GO): protein binding; DNA binding
Source: RefSeq, a predicted model, not a curated record